AGGAAAUCACUCCCCAAGUCACGCCUAAGGUUCCGGAGGGUUUCUAGACAAGGCCCUAGAACUGGAACUGCCGUGGGGGUCCUGAUACUAGACCUGGUGGCCGCCAUCUCUCCCAGGUCACUGCUUCUUUCUCCUAGAAGAGCCAUGGCUCCAAAGCGCAAGCCCCCAGUGCAAUGUGAGGGCCCCAAAAAGAAGAAGGGGCGGCAAGGGGCAGAGGAGGACAGCUUUCACUCCACUGCCAAGGCCCUCAGAGCUGCACCCACAGAGAAGCACAUAGUCCGAGUGGACCCAGCAUGCCCACUCAGCCACAGCCCUGGCACUCAGGUGCACGAAGACUACGCCUGCACCCUGAACCAGACCAACAUCGGGAGCAACAACAACAAGUUCUACAUCAUCCAGCUGCUGAGAGAGGGUGACCGCUUUGCCUGCUGGAACCACUGGGGUCGUGUAGGAGAGGUGGGCCAGUCAAAGCUCAGCUACUUCGUGUUAUUGGAGGAUGCAAAGAAGGACUUUGAGAAGAAAUUUCGGGACAAGACCAAGAAUAGCUGGGUGGAUCGGGACCGUUUUGUGGCCCACCCUGGCAAGUACACGCUUAUUGAAGUGCAGGGAGAGGACGAGGCCCAGGAAGCCGUGGUGAAGACGGAUGGAGGCCCAGUGAAGACCGUGGUUCAGCAGGUGCGGCCCUGCUCUCUGGAUGCAGCUACACAGAAGCUUAUCACCAACAUCUUCAGCAAGGACAUGUUCAAGAAUGCUAUGACCCUCAUGAACCUGGAUGUGAAGAAGAUGCCCUUAGGGAAGUUGAGCAAGCAGCAGAUUGCACGGGGCUUCGAGGCUCUGGAGGCACUGGAGGCGGCCCUCAAAGACCCCACGGAUGGUGGCCUCAGUCUGGAGAAGCUGUCCUCCCACUUCUACACCAUCAUUCCCCACAACUUUGGCCGCAAUCGGCCCCCAUCCAUCAACUCCCUUGAGCUUCUGCAGGCCAAAAAGGAUAUGCUGCUGGUGCUGGCAGACAUCGAGCUGGCUCAGACCCUGCAGGCAGCCCCCGAGGAGGUGCAGGUGGAGGAGGUGCCACACCCACUGGACCGAGACUACCAGCUCCUUAAGUGCCAGCUCCAGCUGCUGGACCCAGAGGCACACGAGUACAAGGUGAUACAUACCUACUUAGAACAGACGGGCAACACCUACAGGUGCCCUGUUCUUCAACAUGUUUGGAAAGUGAACCGAGAAGGGGAGGGAAAUAGGUUCCAGGCCCACUCCGAGCUGGGUAAUCGGAAGCUACUGUGGCAUGGCACCAAUGUGGCUGUGGUGGCCACCAUCCUCACCAGUGGGCUUCGCAUCAUGCCACAUUCCGGUGGCCGCGUUGGCAAGGGCAUCUACUUCGCCUCAGAGAACAGCAAGUCAGCGGGCUAUGUUACUGGUAUGUCCUGCGGACCCCACCAAAUUGGCUACAUGUUCCUGGGUGAGGUGGCACUGGGCAGAGAAUACCACAUCACCAUCGACGACCCCAGCUUGAAGCAGCCACCCCCUGGCUUCAACAGUGUCAUUGCCCGAGGCCACACAGAGCCUGAUCCAACCCAGGACACCGAGCUGGAGCUGGAUGGACAGCGAGUGGCAGUGCCCCAGGGCCAGCCCAUGCCCUGCGCAGAGUUCAGCAGCUCCACGUUCUCCCAGAGCGAAUAUCUCAUCUACCAAGAGAGCCAGUGUUGCCUGCGCUACCUGCUCGAGGUUCACCUCUGAGCUGUCUGCCUAUCCCUGCCCUGGGGGCCUGCUGGGAGGUAGACCAUCAUCUCAACCUUCCUGCCUAUCCCCCGUACCACACCUUCUUGUCCCCAAAUCUCACUCUUGUGUCCCAGACAGUGAUCCCCCUUCCCUCUAAUCCUUGCUAGCCCUGGCAUGGCUGUGGCCCCAGAGUCUCGCCUCCUGAGGGGAUGGACGUGAUGGACUGCCAUUAUUACUGGGGCACAGAUAGAGCAGCCCAUUCAGGUUAGAGGAACACAGGCUGAGAGUGGGCAGAGUCCCAGAUCCACCCGGGCUGUCAACCCUGGCCCAGAUUGUCUGUCCAAGGGGUGUGAGCACCAGGGUAGGCUCAAGUUCGAGCAUACACAGCAAGCUUAUUAAAUAUUAUAUCUGCUCAC
Hyaena hyaena (striped hyena) is the source of this 2135-nucleotide messenger RNA. It is a transcript of the gene PARP3, whose product is annotated as poly(ADP-ribose) polymerase family member 3. NCBI's taxonomy places the organism in Eukaryota, Metazoa, Chordata, Mammalia, Carnivora, Hyaenidae. Gene Ontology annotation, molecular function: NAD+ poly-ADP-ribosyltransferase activity. The coding region runs from base 145 to 1737 and encodes 530 amino acids. The record is from RefSeq and is a predicted model, not a curated record. The transcript has 11 exons. Gene Ontology annotation, cellular component: site of double-strand break.